Messenger RNA from Rhineura floridana, 632 nucleotides. Its product is annotated as phospholipase A2 inhibitor and Ly6/PLAUR domain-containing protein-like. NCBI's taxonomy places the organism in Eukaryota, Metazoa, Chordata, Lepidosauria, Squamata, Rhineuridae. The coding region runs from base 1 to 615 and encodes 204 amino acids. The record is from RefSeq and is a predicted model, not a curated record. The transcript has 5 exons.
AUGCGAACAUAUCUGGCCUCCUGCCUCUUCUCCAUCCUGCUCACCACAGGUGUUUGUUUGCAAUGUGAGCAGUGCAGCAGCAACACUGACUCCUGUACUGGGAUGCCACAUCUGUGUGGACCGUCUGACAACGCCUGCCUCACACUCACCACAGAGAUUGUAACUGGGCAUGACAUAUGGCUGGCCACGUAUAAAGGCUGCACCAAGCUCAUGUACUGCCCUCCGUCCCCCAUGAGCUUCACCUUUCCUAAUCAGCGCAAACGGAGAGUAGCCAAGUGUUGCCGCAAGAACCUUUGCAACAGCGGAGCAGUGACAUUGCCCCGACUACGAACCAGACCAAAUGGACUGAAGUGUCCUGGAUGCAUCUCAAAGGAUCCAAGAUGCGUACCCACCGAGAUCAUAAAGUGCAAUGGCUGGGAAGAUAAUUGCGUCUACUAUGAUGUUUCUGUAGAAGACGACCGCAAGAUCCACACUCAUGCGAAACGUGGCUGUGGGACCAGACGAGCUUGCCUGAACAAGCCACAUAUUUUUGGGAUACCAGGACUGUAUAUGGAGAUUCUGGAAAAUCCCCAGUGCACUCCUGCUCCCAAAAUGUUCACCGAGAUUGGCAAGUAGGUAGUCCCUCAGGAAAA